AUGAGACCAGCACAACUACUAUUGGAGGCUGCCAAGAAGCAGUCAGGUUCCAAGAUCCCUGUUGAAUUGACGCCUUUAUUCGUCGCCAUGGGCGUUGCCUUAUGUUCGGGUACGUAUUUCACUUACAAGAAGUUCUGCUACGAUGACAGUUUGCGAGUUUCCAAGAAUCCAGAACAAUCUGGGUUGGCUCAUAUUUUGGAAGAGAAGAAAUAA
Tetrapisispora phaffii CBS 4417 is the source of this 213-nucleotide messenger RNA. It is a transcript of the gene MRA1, whose product is annotated as Mra1p. Lineage: Eukaryota; Fungi; Ascomycota; Saccharomycetes; Saccharomycetales; Saccharomycetaceae. The record is from RefSeq and is a predicted model, not a curated record. The coding region runs from base 1 to 213 and encodes 70 amino acids. The transcript has a single exon.